AUGCCGCGAAACUAUUCUCAGCUCAUCACAAGCAAAGGAUGCGAAGUGGUGAAGGUCAAAUGCGUUCAGUUCGGUAUCCUAAGCCCCGAUGAUAUAAAGAAUUUUUCUGUGGCAGAAGUCAAGACGAUCGAAAAAUUCGAUGCUCAAGGAAAGCCAAAGACUGCAGGUCUCAUGGAUCCACACUUGGGUGUCCCGCCAAGGGCUGCAUACAAAUGUGCCACAUGUCAUGGUUCUGAUGAAACCUGCCCGGGUCAUUUCGGUCACAUUAACCUGGCAGAGCCUGUCUAUCAUUGUGGUUUUCUUACAAUGCUUCAGAAAAUUUUGGGUUGUGUUUGCCAUCAAUGUGGAAUGCUCAUGGUGGAUGAACGAGACAUCCAUUUUAGAAGUGCUCUUCGCCUCAAACAUCCUCAAGCGAGGCUGAAUGCAAUUGCAAGUAUUUGUAAAUCCAAAAAGAAAUGCUCUCACGAGGCCAUGGACAAGAGUGAAACCCAAGUGGAUCGUGGGUGCGGGGCUCCACAUCCUUCCAUUCUCAGGGCGGGUCUGAACUUCAAAGUCAAAUAUCCCACUGUGAGCGCCGAAGAGCAUGUUGACGAAAGUCUGCAGGGUGAAAGAGAGCUGUUUGCAGAUGAAGCGUUGGCGAUUUUGAGACGUAUCACUGAUGAGGACUGUGAGAAGCUUGGGCUUGAUCCCCGCUUCGCUCGUCCCGACUGGAUGAUCGUGCAAGUUGUAGCAGUUUCCCCUCCCCACGUACGCCCCGCUAUCAUGACUGAUUCUGGGAGCCGUGGUGAAGAUGAUAUCACUUUCAAGCUUGGUGAUGUGAUCAAGGCAAACAAUCAUCUCAAACAGCUGAAAGAAAGUGGUGCACCACCUUCGCAAAGGCGAGAAAGCCAGAUGCUCUUGCAAUACCACUUAGCCACUAUGUACAACAACGAAUUAGCUGGUCAACCUCAGGCUCAACACAGAAAUGGCAAGGCUAUCAAGAGUCUUCGCCAACGCAUCAAAGGGAAGGAAGGAAGGGUUCGUGGAAAUUUGAUGGGCAAACGAGUUGAUUUUUCUGCGCGCACAGUUAUCACCGGAGAUCCUACUAUUAGCUGUGAUCAAGUCGGUGUGCCCAGAUCUAUCGCUUACAACAUGACAUUCCCGGAGAUUGUGUCAAUUCACAAUAUUGAAAACAUGAGAAAUCUGGUGAUGAAUGGUCCCGAUCAACAUCCUGGGGCAAAAAGCAUUGUACGCUCUGAUGGGAAAAGAGUUGAUCUCAGAUUUGUCAAGAUGCAAUCAGAUCAAAUUUUGGAUUAUGGAUACAUUGUAGAGAGACAAAUGCAAGACGAUGACUGUGUCAUUUUCAAUCGUCAACCUUCUCUGCACAAAAUGUCCAUGAUGGGCCAUAGAGUCAAAAUUAUGCCAUAUUCAACGUUCCGUUUGAACCUUUCCGUUACAUCACCAUACAACGCAGAUUUUGAUGGAGACGAGAUGAAUUUGCACUUGCCGCAAUCAUACGAAACGAAGAGCGAAAUUUACAAUAUUAUGAUGGUGCCUUUCCAAAUUGUAUCUCCCCAGAAAAAUGCGCCUGUGAUGGGUAUUGUUCAAGACACUCUCCUGGGAUGUAGCGUCCUGACAAGAAGGAACACGUUCGUUGAGAAAGAUCUGAUGAUGAAUGUUCUGAUGCACGUGCCUGGAUUUGAUGGACGUGUGCCGAUUCCUGCUAUUGUAAAGGCCCCCAACAAUAAGGGACCAUUGUGGACUGGAAAGCAAGUCCUUUCAUUGGCAAUUCCUUCGCGAAGGAUCAAUCUUUCUAAAUUGAACCAGUACAAAACCGAUGAAGAUACAGGAGAUGUUUUUAAGCAAACAAUGACUAUCAAUGAUGCACAUAUCGUCAUUGAAGAUGGUGAAAUCCUUACGGGUUCGGUCGACUCCAGUGUCAUCAAGACAAGCCAAGGAGGAUUGGUUCACAUGUGCUGGGCAGAUCUUGGGCCGGCUGGUGCCCGCGACCUAUUGAAUAACACUCAGAUCAUAGUGAACCACUGGCUGUUACAGAAUGGUUGGAGUGUUGGCGUCAGCGACAUUGUUGCUAGUGCAGAGACGAUCAAGGCCAUCGGUGCAUCGAUCGAUGCUGCAAAGAAAGACGUACAAGGAUUUGUGGAACAAUGGCAGCAAGGCUCUCUGAAGAAGCAGCCAGGGUGUACCAUGCAUCAGGUUUUUGAGAUGCAAGUGAACUCAAGGUUGAACAAUGCCCUUUCGGAUGGAUCGAACAUUGUUCAGAGGGGUAUCAAAUUUGCUCUCAAUAGGAUCAAUGAGAUGCGAAAGUCGGGAUCCAAGGGAACUGAUAUCAAUUUAUGCCAGAUCAUUGCUCUCGUUGGACAGCAGAACAUUGAGAACUGUCGUAUCCCAUAUGGGUUUAAGAGACGAACCUUGCCUCAUUUCCGCAAAGAUGAUCCUGGUGCUGAGAGCAGAGGUUUCGUUGAAAAUUCGUACACACAAGGAUUAACUCCACAAGAACUCUACUUUCAUGCUAUGGGUGGCAGAGAAGGUUUGAUUGAUACAGCUGUGAAGACGUCGGAGACAGGAUACAUUCAGAGACGGUUGAUCAAGGCAUUGGAGGAUGUCGUGGUCAGAUAUGAUGGAACUGUACGAAAUUCGCUUGGCAGCGUGAUUCAAUUUGCUUAUGGCGAAGAUGGAUUGGAUGCAACGUUUCUGCUUUCACAGAAACCACCAACUCUCGAGAUGCGAAAGGCACAGUUGCGCGACAAUUAUUUCAUCGAUUUAGACAAACCAGAAUCUAUCAAGAAUUAUGUUCACUCCGAUAUUCGUUCACAAAUCGCCGGAGACCUGGAGGUCCGAGAUCGCUUAAAGAAAGAGUACGAGCAGAUUGAAACGGAUCAAGAGGAGUUGCGCUCGAAGAUUUUUGCAGAUUCCUCUUUGGAAGGGGUCCGAGACCUUUCAGAACGACUGAAGGUGGCGCUUUUCCCUGGAGAGGACAACAUUUCCAUUGAGGCCAGAAACAAUGCAACACACCUGUUCAAUAUUAUUCUUCGUAGCCAGUUUGCUGUGAAGAAAGUCAUGGCCGGGCAUCGGCUGAACAAGAAAGCUUUUGACUGGAUCCUUGGUGAAGUAGAGUCGAAAUUCAGACGUGCUAUCGUCAAUCCUGGAGAAUCUGUCGGGUGCAUCGCCUCUCAGUCAUUGGGAGAGCCCGUCACACAGAUGACUUUGAAUACCUUCCAUUUUGCUGGUGUGUCGGCCAAGAAAGGUACGAAGGGAGUGCCUCGCAUGAAAGAGUUGAUCAACAUAGCGAAGAACAUCAAAGCUCCAGGGAUUUCGAUCUAUCUGAAGGAAGGGCAUUUUGAAGAUGAACAUAAGGCGAAGGCCAUUUCGAACAAGAUUGAAUAUUUGAAUCUCAGGCUGUUGGUCAAACAUGCAGAAAUUCAUUAUGAACCAAAUCCAUUGCUUACCAGGGUUCCAGAAGACCAAGCCAUUGUUGAGGCUCACUAUGAGUUGGCUGAUGAGCCUCCAAAAAAUAUGUCUCCUUGGGUUCUUCGCUUCGUUCUUGACAAUCCUACCCUCGAUGGAAAGGAUAUGUAUCUCAGCGAAGUAGUCGCUAAGAUCAAGGAGACCUAUCACACUGGGCGGGAUGAGUUUGAAAUCAUCGCAUCAGAUGAUAACGCCGAUUUGCUUGUGAUCCGCCUGAGGCUUUUGACGAGAUCUGAUAAGUAUGUUUUAGCUUUUGGAAAAAUUGCCAUGGAUAUGCUUGAUACCAUCACUCUUCGUGGAAUCCCUGACAUUCCACGUGUGCUCAUCGAGCAAGACAAGCUUUACCAUAAGCUGUUUUCUCCUGACGAUCCCAAGUACGAAAAGUAUAACAAAGCGGUGCCAUCUUAUCUUUAUGCGGAGGGCAACAACUUGUUGCGCGUACUCAGUUUUGCUGAAGUGGAUCAGGUCCGCACAGUAUCAAACGACAUCACAGAAAUCCUGCAGGUGCUGGGCAUCGAGGCAGUGCGUUGCGCUCUCUUGAAAGAGAUCCGCGAGGUGAUGAGGGCUUCAUCGUACGUGAACUAUCGACACAUUGCUUGCCUCGUCGAUGUGAUGACGCACCGUGGAAUUUUGAUGUCCAUCACUCGUCAUGGAAUCAAUCGUCUGGAAACGGGUCCACUCAUGAGAUGUACCUUCGAGGAGACUGUAGAAAUUCUUCUGGAAGCUGCUGCAUUCUCUAUGCCAGAUCGCUGCUUGGGAGUAGCCGAAAACGUGAUCUUGGGCAAUCUUUGCCCGUUGGGCACUGGCAGCUUUGAGCUGUUUUUGAACACGGAGUCCUGCCUGGAAGCAGUUCCUGUGACGCAUGACGACGGAGCGGAGCCUAUGAUGUUUGCCGAUGUUGGACAGGAUGAGUUAAGGUUGGUGCAUGGCCUACAAGCUUGGACACCUGUGAUGUAA
Molecule: messenger RNA, 4422 nt
Organism: Guillardia theta CCMP2712
Lineage: Eukaryota; Cryptophyceae; Pyrenomonadales; Geminigeraceae
Gene: Rpb1
Product: Rpb1, RNA polymerase II largest subunit
Exons: 36
Coding region: 1-4422 (1473 amino acids)
Biological process (GO): DNA-templated transcription
Cellular component (GO): RNA polymerase II, core complex
Molecular function (GO): DNA binding
Source: RefSeq, a predicted model, not a curated record